Molecule: messenger RNA, 1584 nt
Organism: Acanthosepion pharaonis
Lineage: Eukaryota; Metazoa; Mollusca; Cephalopoda; Sepiida; Sepiidae
Source: the annotation of a GenBank genome assembly
AUGAUGCCCUAUACUCAGAAGUGGCACGAGGAACCAAUCCCUCGGCUUACUGUUAUCUAUUUGGGCGCCAUAUGUUUUCUUUAUAUCUCUCUCCGGCUUUGUACCUUUGAUCAAAAUCUACAGGAAAAACUUUUUUUUUCAUUUUCUUUUUUUUCUUUCUUUCUUUCUUUUUUUUCUUUCUUUCUUUUUUUCUUUCUUUUUUUUUUUUCUUUCUUUCUUUUUUUUUUUCUUUUUUUCUUUCUUUCUUUCUUUUUUUCUUUUUUUCUUUCUUUCUUUUUCUUUCUUUUCUUUUUUUUCUUUUUUUUUUUUCUUUCUUUCUUUCUUUCUUUUUUCUUUCUUUUUCUUUUUUUACUUUCUUUUUUUUCUUUUUUCUUUUUUACUUUCUUUCUUUUUUUUUUUUCUUUUUUACUUUCUUUCUUUUUUUCUUUCUUUUUUUUUACUUUCUUUCUUGCUUUUUUACUUUCUUUCUUUUUUACUUUGUUUUUGUUUUCUUUCUUUCUUUUUUUCUUUCUUUUUUCUUUCUUUCUUUUUUACUUUCUUUUUUUUUUUUCUUUCUUUUUUUUUUCUUUCUUUUUUUUUACUUUCUUUCUUUUUUUACUUUCUUUCUUUUUUUACUUUUUUCUUUUUUCUUUCUUUCUUUUUUUUUUACUUUCUUUCUUUUUUUCUUUUUUCUUUUUUUUUCUUUUUUUUUUUUACUUUUCUUUUCUUUUUUUACUUUCUUUCUUUUUUUACUUUCUUUCUUUUUUUACUUUCUUUCUUUUUUUACUUUCUUUCUUUUUUUACUUUCUUUCUUUUUUUACUUUCUUUCUUUUUUUACUUUCUUUCUUUUUUUACUUUCUUUCUUUUUUUACUUUCUUUCUUUUUUUACUUUCUUUCUUUUUGCUUGGGAAAACCCAGCAGAUUUCGUUUGUCAUUAAGAUCGUUUCAAAACACUUCCUUUGCCAUUACACCGCCGCCACCACCACCACUCCACGUCUGCUGUAUUACCAAAUAUGGAACUGUCCACUCCUUUCAACUUCCAUCAAAUUCAUAGGCUUUUUACCGAUUUCUUUCACUUAUGCCAAAUUUUCUUUUCAUCUGUUUUCCCUUUUUUUCUCUCCCUAUUUUCUCCCAUAUAUAUAUAUAACGUGGGUGUGUGUGUGUGUAUUUCUCCCCUGCUCACACCCUGCGCUUAUAUACUCUCACACUCACUCCCCCUCCGUGUACCUUUUUCUCUCUCACUCUCUUUCUAUUCCCACUCGUACUUCCUCAUUCUCUAUUUCUGUUCCUUUCUAUCUCCUCUCACUCUUUCCCUCCCACUCUCUCUGUUCCUCCCCUCCCACUCUCUCUGUUCCUCCCCUCCCACUCUCUCUGUUCCUCCCCUCCCACUCUCUCUGUUCCUCCCCUCCUUCUGUUCCCUCCCUCCCACUCGCUUCCUUUCUUUCUAUUUCUUCUUACUUCCACUCACUCUUUUCACUCUCCAUCAUUUUGUCUCUUUUCACUCCCCUACUCUCUCUUCUCAUUUCCUUUCUCUUCAAAUUAAGCCUUUCAUCUUUCCCCUUCCAACUUUCCGCCACACUCUUGGAUAUUUCUGGGGCACCAUGA